ACACAGAGACUCACACACAGCGAGAGAUCUUCAGACAGAGAGAGACACACACAGACACAUAAAGAGAGACACACACACAGGCACAGAGAGAUACACACACACACAGAGACACACACACAGAGACACACACACACAGAGACACACAGACACAGAGACACACACACACAGCGAGAGAUCUUCAGACAGAGAGAGACAGACCGAGAAAGACAGUCAGACAGACGGGAUACUUUUAUCGUGAGCGAGCGUGUGAGGAUGCAGGGGACGAUGAGGAGGUCGUGGUGAGGUGGUGGUGAGGAUGUGCGUGGGGUGAGGAGAUUUUGCGGGGCUACGGACAGAGAGAGACAGAGAGACAGAGAGAGAGACAGAGAUAUAGAGAAACAUACAGACAGAGAGACAGAGAGAGAGACAGAGAGACAGAUAAACAUACAGACAGACAGAGAGACAGAGAGACAGACAGACAGAUAGACAGAGAGAGACAGAGAGACAGAGAAACAUACAGACAGACAGAGAGACAGAGAGAGACAAACAGACAGACAGAGAGACAGAGACAGACAGACAGACAGAGAGACAGAGAAACAUACAGACAGACAGAGAGACAGACAGACAGAGAGAGAGAGACAGACAGACAGACACAGACAGACAAAGAGACAGAGAGCGUGGGACAGACAGCCACUAACGCUGUGUGGGUGAGGUGAGGGGUGAGGAAUUAGUGAGGAGAGAGGUGAGAGUGAGUUGAGAGAUAAUAUUGGUGAGGUGAGAGUGAUUGGUGGUGCGGUGAGGGUGAGAUUUACUCUCUGUGAGACAAUUAUUAGUGGAAAGAUCGUUGACAGUUAAGAGCUAGUCACUAAAGUUAAGAGAUAGUUAAUAUAGUUAGUUGGUAAAGUCACUAAAGUUAAGAACUAGUGAAUAUAGUUAGUUGGUAAAGUUAAGAACUAAUUAACAUAGUUAGUUGGUAAAGCCACUAAAGUGAAGAUCUAGUUAAUAUAGUUAGUUGGUAAAGUUAAGAGUGAGCCAACAGAGCAGAGCGCCACAAUCCGCCGAGUGGACCCGCCACUCCGACCCCAUGGCUCCAUCUCUUCGCCGGCGCGUGGCACCGACCCCGCGGUCGCUGCUGGUGACGCUGGCGCUGCUCUCGCUGCCGGCGUGUGCGCUGGCGCUCGUCGCGAAAGAUGCUCGCGGGAUGCCCGGCAAGCAGCACCAGCAGCAGCAGCAUCAUCAGCAGCUUGAAGCGGACGAUGCCGACGAUGGCGGCAAGCGGAUGGUGUUCCACCACGUCUACAACAUCAACGUCGGAGGUUCCGAGUGCGCCUCCGCUGCCGGAGAUGGUGGUGGCGGCGGUGGUGGCGAUGGUGGUGAUGGUGGAGCGGCGAGGACGGUGGAGGGAGGCGCAGGCGCGGUGUUCACCCAUCGCGUGGUCGUUCCACCGGUUCCCUGCGGCAACCACCAGCAGCAGCAGCAGAGGCAGUACGAGCAGGCGGCGGGCCUGCUGGCGCGCUUGGAGCUGCUGGAGGGCGAGGUCGCCUCGCUCCGAGCCCUCUGCUCCGUGCCCUCGGCCUGCUGCAACGGCGGGGGGCACGGGGCCUGCGGGAGCGAGCGCAUGGAGCUCACAGGAGAGACCGUGCAGAGAGACCCAUGCAGCGGCAGGGGUGCGCUGGACCCCAACACCCGCGCCUGCACCUGUGAGCCUGAAUGGACCGGUCCAGACUGCACCCUGAAACGCCCCCCGCAGGUUCUGAUUCCGGGCGGAUUGUCCGACGCGGGCUGCGUGGGCGGCUGUGGGGGUCGAGGCCGCUGCGUCUCCGGCGUGUGCCACUGCGGCGAUGCCUACACAGGCCCCGGCUGCCUCAUCCCCGCCGUGCAGGCCCAGCCCUGCCCCCAGGGCACCGACGGACACGACUGCCCCAAGGCGCCCGAGCCAACGGCAGAGAAAGUUCCGGCCCUGGUGCCCACCUCCACCACGGCUCCCACGGUCUCCGUGGGUACCGAUCCUCCCGUCGAUGGAGGAGGUGGAGACGUCGCGGGAGACGCCGUGGACUUUGACGACAGCGCCUGGGAGUCGGUGCUGCUCUCCCGUCUCUCCAUCCGCACCGUCACCUGCGUCGACAAGGCGGGAGAAGGUGGCCGAGGCGACGGAGGAGCUGGUGGUGGUGGUGGUGGAGGCGGUGGUGGUGGUGGUGGUGGAGGCGGUGGUGGUGCUGUCCCCGCACGCCGAAUUCGACCCCCGAGCAGCGACGAACCGAUCGGUGGCGUUGUCCUUCCCCCGUCAUCCCCGUCAUCCCCGGAGCCGGAGGAUGACCUCCUGGACAACGCGCUGGAGGACGUCGACGUCGCCGGUCGCCCCGACGACCGCGGCUACCACGACCCCAGUAACCACGGCGACGGGGCGGGAGCGGUCCCCGUCUCCGUGGUGGGGGUCAACGACACGAGUUUCACGCUCUCCUGGUUGCCGGCGGGCGUCCUCGGCACCGGCGCGCGCCGGCUGCUCGUCCGCUGGUGGCCGUCGGGGGCGGCGCCGUCAGGGUCGGGGGCUCGCGGCGGUGCCGGCAGGCCGGUGGGCGUGGCCGGAGGCGCCGGCGGGAGAGUGGGUGGAGCCAGCGCUAGCGAGAGAGUGGGUGGAGCCAGCGCUAGCGGCAGAGUAGGCGGAGCCAGCGCUAGCGAGAGAGUGGGCGGAGCCAGCGCUAGCGAGAGAGUGGGCGGAGCCAGCGCUAGCGGCAGAGUGGGCGGAGCCAGCGCUAGCGGCAGAGUAGGCGAAGCCAGCGCUAGCGGCAGAGUAGGCGGAGCCAGCGCUAGCGGCAGAGUAGGCGGAGCCAGCGCUGGCGGCAGAGUGGGCGGAGCCAGCGCUGGCGAGAGAGUGGGCGGGGCAGCCGGAGGCGGAGGGGAGGUGACGGUGCCGGUCGAGGCGGCCGUGCUGGUGGUCGCCGGGCUGCGCGAGGCGAGCGAGUACCAGCUGCUGGUACAAGGCGUCGUUGGCGGUGGUGGUGACGGCGACGACGACGGCUACGGGGCUGCUGAUGAGGAUAACAACGGCGAAGACGGGACGGUCGGGCCGGCGUUGCGCGUGUCCGUCACCACGGCCUCCUCGGAGAAGUCCCAGCGCCAUCGCCCGCGACCACCGUCCACCCCGUCCACCAGCGCCGUGCCGGCAAGCACCGGGCCUUCGCCCGCGCCGGGUUCAUCGUCGGCACCGGCGCCCGCCACCGUGCAGAUCGGCCUUGCGGCGUCCGAGGUGACGGCGACAUCGUUCCGCGUCUCCUGGUUCCCCGGGGAGCUCUCCUUCGACUCGUACACCGUGCGGUACCGCUCCCUCCACGAGGAUCAGGAGGUGGCAGGAGAGGAAGUGGGCGGGGCGGGCGGCAAAGUGGGAGGAGCCGGCGAGAGUGUGGGCGGGGCCAAGCACGAAGUGGGCGGAGCCAGGCACGGAGUGGGCGGAGCCUACGGCGGCGAACGGGAGGAGGGCGGCGACGGUAACGGUGGCAACGGGGAUGGAGGCGGCGGCGACGGUAACCGUGGCGACGACGAGGGAUGGAGGGAGCUUUGGGCCCCGGCCGGAGCUCGCUCGGCCGUCGUGACGGAGCUCACCGAGGGAGCUCUCUACGAGGUGCUGCUGCUGGGGGUCACGCAGAGAGGCGGGGGUAGAGGGGGGGGGAGCCCCCCCCCACCGCCACCACCAGCCCUACCCAGGUCGCCCCCCCUCCGACUCGUCACAGCGCUACGACCCCUGGGGGCUCUGACCGUCACCAAAGUCUCCCCCACGGCUGCCAGGGUCACGUGGCCACCCCCAAGUCCACGGGUCACGGGGGUGAGGGUCACAUGGUAUGCGCCCCACGUGGAAGGCCGCGCCGGGGCCGCCCGCAGCGCCCUGCUGGGAGGCCGCUCCACGUGGUUCACCGUCACCCACCUGUCGCCGCUCACUCGCUACGAGGUGACGGCCACGGCGGUGCGGGGCCCCGCUCGCAGCGCCCCCAGCCUGGCCGCCUUCACCACCGGCCUGGACCCCCCCCGCGCAGUGCGAGUGAGUGGGGUGACCCCGUGGGCUGCCCGUGUCAGCUGGAAGCCGCCGCUGGGGAACGCCACGGGGGGGUUCAGCGUCAACUACGAGGCCGGCAACGACACGCACGAGGAGUCGCAGGAGUUGACAAUCCCGGCGUCCACCCCGUGGGUGAAGCUGACGGGGCUGCGUCCCGACACCCACUACAGCCUCCUCGUCACGGCCAGCGCCGCACUGGAGGGCGUCCUCACGCGCAGCCAACCCACACGCAGCCACCUGCACACAGCCCAGCUGCCCUUCCCCUUCCCACGUGACUGUUCCCAGGUGCUGCUCAACGACCCCGAGAAGGGGGGGCCAGAGGGGGCAGCAGCAGCGGGGGCAGCGGGGGGGCAGGGGGCAGCAGCGAGGAGGGAGCAGGUGGUGGUUUACCUGCGGGGUGACCCUGCCAAGCCUCUGCACGUGACCUGUGACAUGCACACCGACGGAGGAGGAUGGACGGUGUUCCAGCGCAGGCAGAGUGGGCACACGAACUUCGAGCGAGGCUGGCAAGAGUACGAGGACGGAUUCGGGGAGCCCUCGCGAGAAUUCUGGAUGGGCCUGCGUGCGCUGCACGAGCUGUCGUCCCAGGCGCGCUACGAGCUGCGUGUGGAGCUAGGCGACGGGGAGGCCUCGGCCUUCGCCCAGUACGACCGCUUCACCGUGGGGGACGCCGCCUCGCUGUACCGCGUGCGCAUCGGAGAGUACAGCGGGGACGCAGGUGACUCCCUGUCGUACCACCACGGCCGGGCGUUCUCUACGCCGGACCGUGACCACGACGGGGCAGCCCCGCACUGUGCUGAGGCCUACCGGGGCGGCUGGUGGUACCGCAACUGCCACAAGGCCAACCUGAACGGGCGCUACGGGGACACCAGCCACAGCAGGGGGGUGAACUGGGUGGCGUGGCGUGGCCACGAGGGGUCUCUGAGCUUCGUGGAGAUGAAGCUGAGGCCGCACGCCUUCCAGGACACGGUCGCCAAGCGGAGGAGACGCCACGGGGACUAACGGAGAGACCACGGGGGACUAACGGAGACAC
This is a messenger RNA of Lethenteron reissneri (Far Eastern brook lamprey), 5060 nucleotides long. RefSeq names its product tenascin-like. NCBI's taxonomy places the organism in Eukaryota, Metazoa, Chordata, Hyperoartia, Petromyzontiformes, Petromyzontidae. Gene Ontology annotation, molecular function: protein binding. The record is from RefSeq and is a predicted model, not a curated record.